AUUAUAUAGAUAGUUAAAUAGUUUCCACAUACACCAAAACACAUUCACAGAGAAACAAAAGAUACAAAAGAGAGAGAGAGUGAGAAAAGAGAAAAGAAAAAGCAUGGAAGGAGGAGCAAUGAUAUCAUCAUCGGAGAACUCAUCAUCAAACUGCUUGUACAGAGAGUGCUUGAGAAACCAUGCAGCCACCCUUGGCAGCUACGCCACCGACGGCUGCGGCGAGUUCACCCUCGACGACCCGGCCGGCAGCCUCCAAUGCGCCGCCUGCGGCUGCCACCGGAACUUCCACCGGAAAGUGACGUGCCCGCCGCCAUCGAGCAACAUGAGGGACCUCAGCGAGCUGACGGAGUAUUCGGGCGGCGGGGGAAGCGGCGGAGAGGGGAGGAGGAAGAGGUACAGGACGAAGUUCACGGUGGAGCAGAAGGAGAAGAUGCUGGGGUUCGCGGAGAAGCUUGGGUGGAAGCUCCAGAGGAAGGAACUUGAGGGAGAGAUUGAAGCGUUUUGCAGAAGUGUUGGUGUGAGUAGACAGGUUUUCAAGGUGUGGAUGCAUAACCAUAAGAACUCUUGUUCUUCUAAUGCUUCUGCUUCCAAUGGCAAUGCUUCCUCUCUCACCCAGUAAGGUUUUUCCAUAUAAAAUGAAGAAAUCCUAGAGGGAUUUGGAUUAAAUGUAAUUUGAAAGCACUGCAGUCGCAAAUAUAAGUCGUUUAAGAUCGAAUGGUUUAUAUUUCUAGUAUGUAUUUGUAUUCAAUUUACUGAAGUCAAGUAUGUGUCGCUUGAUAAUCGUUGAAAAUGUAUACUGUUGUGACUGCAUAGAAAAUUGACUGCAAGAUAAUCUAGAUCCAGAGAAAAAUCAGAAAUGUAUCUUGUUAUUAUUGCUUUUCUUUAA
This is a messenger RNA of Lotus japonicus, 886 nucleotides long. RefSeq names its product zinc-finger homeodomain protein 9-like. Gene Ontology annotation, cellular component: nucleus. NCBI's taxonomy places the organism in Eukaryota, Viridiplantae, Streptophyta, Magnoliopsida, Fabales, Fabaceae. Gene Ontology annotation, molecular function: transcription cis-regulatory region binding; DNA-binding transcription factor activity. The transcript has a single exon. The record is from RefSeq and is a predicted model, not a curated record. The coding region runs from base 104 to 619 and encodes 171 amino acids. Gene Ontology annotation, biological process: regulation of developmental process; regulation of DNA-templated transcription.